Pelodiscus sinensis (Chinese soft-shelled turtle) is the source of this 722-nucleotide messenger RNA. NCBI's taxonomy places the organism in Eukaryota, Metazoa, Chordata, Testudines, Trionychidae. The record is from RefSeq and is a predicted model, not a curated record.
UCGGGCAAUGCCACUGCGGAGACUCAUGGGAAUUGUAGUUUGGCUCAGCAGGCUCCCUGUUCUCCCCAUAAGUCAGUUCUCUGAUUGGACUGCAUCUCCCAGGAUGCACCACAGAAGUCCCUGACACUGCAGCAUCAUGGGGCUUGUGGUUUGGGUGCCUGGCUUCAGGCUGAGCUGCCGCGGUGGCUCAUGGGAGUUGUAGUUUCAUGCUGGCUCGUGGCUCACCCCACCUGGUCCUGCCUGCACAGAUGGCCAUCACCUUCCACAACGACAGAGUCCUGGACAGAGCCCGCGCCGACCACACUGUGAUCCUGCUUGAGAAGGACCACGACUCCCGGAACAUGUUCAAGUGCCUGAAAGUGAGGCCCAGCAAGAUGGCGGAGGAGCUGACGGAGCAGCGCAAGCAGUUGCUGCGGCGAAGCCGGACGGACAUGCGGGACCCGGCGCCGGACAAGGAGGCCCUGCUGGAGGGGCUGGAGCAGGAGCUGCGGAGCGAGGACGAGACCUUCCUGGAGACCUACAGGAAGCGCUUUGGAAAAUUCGCCAUUUUGGCGGGUGACAGUGCGGGGUGUCUGGCCCUGGCACCGUUGGGCGGAGCUGCCGGCGCUGGGAUGGCUGCUGAAGCUGGGGAGUGUCUGGGAUAUGGGCAGUAUCAGGAAACGUCCUUUUGGGGGCCUAAGGAUCUGGUGGGCCCCGUCUGUGCCUGCUGCAGCGACCUUUGA